UUUUGCGACCUCAGCGCGAUCUUUGUAAAAUGUCUAAAACUUGUAAAUAAAGUUGAUAUUUUCUGCAGAUCUGGUAACGUUGCAUCAUUGUUUAUUUUCAUGCUAAAGCAUCUUUUUUUGCCGCGUUCAUGUUCUCUUUUUCAACUUGUUGGUAGAAUCAAAAUGUCUUCAGCACCACCCGCCAAGAAGGCGAAAGCAGAAACUUCCGAGUCCAGUAAUGGCUCUUCUUCAAGUGAGGGAGGAUUUGAAGAAUUUUUGAAACAAAUAGAAGAGGAUCGAAAGAAGGCUGCCAAAUCGGUUUUGGAGUUCAAAUUUAAUAAAAAACGAGUUCGAAUUCUCUCAAAAUCCAAAGAAGUUCCGGAGUGGGGAAAAGGUGUCAUUUAUUGGACUUUCAGAGACCAAAGAAUUCAUGACAACUGGGCAUUCUUAUUCGCACAAAAAUUAGCACUUAAAAAUGAUGUUCCUCUCCAUUUUGCCUUUUGUCGAUUGCCAAAAUUCUUAGAUGCUACAUUGCGACAUUUCAAGUUCAUCUUUGAAGGUUUAAAAGAAACAGAGAAAGAAUGCAAAAAAUUGAAUAUUCAAUUCCAUUUCCUCAUUGGUUGCGGAAAAGAUGUUUUACCUGAUUUUGUCAAGAAGCAUAAAUUAGGAGCUGUUGUGAUAGACUUUAUGCCUCUUCGUGGGCCAAUGGCAUGGGCUGAUGAGCUAUCAAAAAGCCUUCCAGAUGGCGUCCCCUUGGUCCAGGUUGACGCGCAUAACAUUGUCCCCGUUUGGGAGACUUCCGAAAAACUGGAGUAUGCUGCCAGGACAAUCCGUAACAAAGUCAAUGGUAAACUCCCUGAAUUCCUGACUCAAUAUCCUCCUGUUAUCAAACAUCCACAUUCUGGUGACUUAAAAGCAAGUCCAAUCGAUUGGGAAGAAGCUGAGAAAACACUAGAAGUUGACAAGUCUGUCGGACCAGUGAAGUGGGCCAAGCCUGGCUACAGAGGAGGCAUGCAACAGCUGUAUACUUUUGUCACUAAGCGCAUUAAAAAUUAUGGAACUGCCAGGAAUGAUCCAAAUAAAAAUGCUUUGAGUAUGCUUUCCCCAUGGUUUCAUUUUGGCCAUAUCUCAGUGCAGCGAGCAAUCCUGGAAGUGAAAAAAGUGAAAGGCUAUUCUGAAAGUGUUGCCGCAUUUUGCGAGGAGGCAAUCGUCCGACGAGAAUUGUCCGACAACUUUUGUUUUUAUAAUAAAAACUAUGAUAGUAUCAAAGGAGCUUAUGACUGGGCGAAGAAGACUUUGAAAGAUCAUAGUGGCGACAAAAGACCAUACUUGUACACCAAAGCUGAGUUGGAACAGGGCCACACACAUGAUGACCUGUGGAAUGCUGCUCAAAACACACUAAUCAAUGAUGGCAAAAUUCAUGGGUUCAUGCGAAUGUACUGGGCAAAAAAAAUUCUCGAAUGGACGGAAUCUCCUGAACAAGCUCUUCAGUAUGCCAUUUACCUGAAUGACAAGUACAGUCUCGACGGACGUGAUCCCAACGGUUUUGUAGGAUGCAUGUGGUCAAUUUGUGGUAUCCACGAUCAAGGAUGGAGUGAAAGAGCAGUAUUUGGCAAAAUCCGCUACAUGAAUUAUGAAGGUUGCAAAAGGAAAUUCGAUAUUAAUGGGUACAUAAUCAAACAUGGAGGAAAAGUUUAUACCAAGGGUAAAGAGAACACUAUGGAUAAAUUUGUCAAGAAGAAGAAGUAAAUUCUUGUCCAAAAAAUUUCAUUGUCACGGAGUUAAAAAUAAUUCCGGCUAAACUGCUCAUCACUGACUCUCAGUUCACUCUGUCUCAAAAAUUUAUCUGCAGAUCUGUUAUUCCCCGUAUUCAAGUUGAGGUUGAAAAAUACGGGAAUAAAUGAAAUCCUCUCGAAACUGAAAUUAGGAAAGUUUUUCAAACGUUUCAGUUCAAACUUAAAGUACAAAAAAACGCAUACCGGUUGUUUUUCCGUUAGAAGUUUUAGCAAUAUUUUCAAUUUAUAACUGUAAAACUAAUACAUCACAUUUCAGUCCAACUGUUUUAUAUUUUUGUGAUCUUAUCCCACUCUAUUUUUUAUGUUUUGCUCCACAAAAUAUUCAGCCAGUAAUUUUCUAUGAUGUAGCCCAGUGGAUUUUGAAACUGUAACAUAGAUUUGAAGCAAUCAUCGAAUUGAUUAACUUGAUGUCAUUGGUUUACCAGUAUUUAAAUAUAUUGUUGUUGUUGAAAAUGUUUUAUUACUUUCAACAUAACUGAAUUUUACAUAUUACACAGUGCUCUCAUUAAUUAGCUCUUCAAAAAAUGUGAGUAAUCUUUUAAGGCACCCGACUCAUACAAGUAGUGAAAAGACAACUGUAUUUUAAAACUCCUUUUAUUUUAAUUUUUAUACUGUGACUUUCUGCAAGUAAUCUAGGGCAUUCAAUUCCAUCUUUUGCACUUUUUUUAAAGAGAUGAGACAAAACACAAGUCAAGUUCCUUACCUUUACAUCCAAUUCUCCAUUCAAAAACUUAUUACUACUAACUAUUUUGCACAAACUUAAGCCGAACAAUCUUUUUUAUAGUCCCCUUUGAUGUUCUCCAUGACAGUUUGCCUCUGUAUAAUCAUUCUUCCCUCUUUUCUCUCCCCUCCCUCUCUUUUUCCAAUGAGAGAUGGACGAUUUUGAUCCCUCUACAAUUGGAAAGGUCCUUUUUUUACCAUCAGGUUUACAUUUUAUUGUACCCUUUUAAACAAUUCAAGUCACCAUAAGAUCUCCAAAAGAGCUCUGUUCUUACCUAUUUAAUUCCUAGAACUGUCUGUAAUCGGUGUUCUCAAUUGACGACCAAAGUAUUUUCAAAGUCGUUCAUUCUCAUCAUGUUAAACUUUCUGCACUUGUCUUUUUAUGUUAAUAUCUCCUCAUUUCUUCGCAUUAUCUCAAUGUUUUAGUCCAGUUCAUCGCUAUUGCGCAUCAGCACUUUUGUAUCUGAUGGAAAUUAUUGUUUCUUUUUGCUAGAUUAAACGGGUGAUAGUUGUAAACAAAGUUAUUUACUUCUAUGUUUAGUUGUCUAGAUUUUUCUAGCUUUUAACAUCUGAACACCUAUUUUUCUUGUUUUUGCCUGUUAGUAUUUAAGUAAUUAUUCCUUAUUGUUUGCACAUGUUAUAUCAUGUUUCAUAUCUCCCUUUUUUCUCUUAAUUUAUUUACUUUUUUUGGCCUCUAUGAUUCAUUCAUUUAAGUAUUUUUAGUUAUUUUUUUACCGAAUAAAAAAAAAUAAUGCAGUGCAUAA
Molecule: messenger RNA, 3259 nt
Organism: Bemisia tabaci
Lineage: Eukaryota; Metazoa; Arthropoda; Insecta; Hemiptera; Aleyrodidae
Source: RefSeq, a predicted model, not a curated record